Molecule: messenger RNA, 1398 nt
Organism: Seminavis robusta
Lineage: Eukaryota; Bacillariophyta; Bacillariophyceae; Naviculales; Naviculaceae
Source: the annotation of a GenBank genome assembly
AUGUCCUCCCCUCGAGAUAACCGGAAAAAGCCACCUCCUUCGUCGUCGUCUGACAAUCGCAAGAAACCGCCUCCACCGGCUCGUACAGCCGCCCCUUCUUUGAUGGGUGACGCCUCUCUGCCUGGGGCAUUUCCUCAGGGAGGAGGAUUAGGAGCCGAUAUCGAAAUGUCACCCAUGUCCCGUCGACUCAGCGCCGAGAAUUUCAAGAACAACUCCCGACCAACAGGCGAAAGCCGACCAGGUGCCGUGGCCAUGUCGGGUAUGGCAAGUGGCGGCGGUAGCAGCAAAGAUCUCAAGAGCGAAAGCAGCAAGACGGAUUCCACGCGAGAUACGGAACCGUCUGUGAAUGAUGACAAUGGUGCGUUGGUAGUAAUGAUGCCACCACCGGAUGAAGGCCUGGAAGAUGAUUACAUGAGGCGGAAAAAGAUGACCAUGGCGACUGCUGUUGGCUUCCUGGUGAUUAUAGCCAUUAUCAUUGUCGUGGUGGUCGUCGUCGUUGCAACUGGUAGCUCGGAAGACGACAACGCCAUGGCCCAGGUAGAACCAGAUAAAGGCAACACUCUCGAUCCUCGGUUGCUCAUGCCCAGUUUGCCCGAUGCAACCGUGGAUGCUAUUGUGAAUGAUCCUCAUUCCGCACAACACCAGGCAUAUGAUUGGUUGCUGCGAGAUCCAACGCUAGCAGACUAUGAAGAGUGGAGGCUGCUGCAAAGAUUCGUCUUGGUUGUUCUGUAUUAUGCCUUUGAUGGUCCUGAUUGGAGCCGGGUGGCCAUGAAGGUCACGAGAUAUCGGGACUACCGGUUUCCUGAAUGCACGUGGGGAGAACCUUUCUACGGGGACUAUUGCAAUGAAAAUGGACAAGUGGUUAGGUUGGCUUUUCAAAAUAUUCGUCAACUAGACCCCAUUCCCCCCGAAUUGUCGUUGCUGUCCAACUUGCAAAUGUUGGAGUUUGAUGAUCAAAAUAACAUCAAAGGAACAAUUGAGAAAUUUUUGAGCCUGUUGCCAGCCAACCUAACCGAGGCGUUUCCCAGUCUACACACUUUCACGCUGCCGCAUUCGGAACUGGUAGGCACCAUUCCAGGAGCGUUGCUGAGCACAUUGGCACCCACUCUGCGCAAGUUGGAUCUCAGGGAAAACUAUUUCACUGGUGCUGUUCCCAGCGAACUGGGGCUCUUGCACAAGCUUGAAUCACUGAGUUUGACAAUGAACAAAUUGGAAGGAGACUUGCCAGAGGAACUCGGGACAUUGACUGCGCUGAAAGAGUUCACUUCGGACCAAAAUCCAGACAUUGAGGCUAUUCUGCCGUCCGGAUUCUGCAGUGAAGAAAGCAACCUGACAACCCUCAUUACUGAUUGGUGUCCGACUGUGGAGCAAUGUUGCUCCACAGUCGGACACAACUAG